AUGGUCACAUUCGUAGGAACUGUUGCUUGACAACAGGGCAUAAACAUAAUAUCAAGAUCAGAUAAAUGUUAUGGUAGGCUUACCUUGGCAUUACACAGGCCAUCAAGAUACUUGUGUGAAGUAAGUAUUAAGCCCUCUCAAUGUUACCUGCGCCGCCGCAAGGUACUCGUCUGGUGGAUGGAAAGGAGAGCAGCGAGGUCAAACCGAUAAAAUGCAGAACACCCGAAUGUGCCUCUUUAAAAAAUCACCUGGGGAUAGAAGCAACUCCCGUCAGAAGCGACCUACUUGAAUGGGUGGCAAAAAUCAAAGGACUAGAAGACACCUUGUGGGAAGGGGGUGCGUUGAGUGUGUCGUUAUAUUUCUAUGAUCAGCCCAGGAGGUUUCCACCACGUGCGGUGUUCAACACUGUUCCUGUUCAUCCCAAUGUGGAUAAAGACACAGGGGAGGUAUGCAUCUCUUUUCUUCACACUGGAAAUACAUGGGACCCCAACUCUGCUUUCAGCAUCCUUAGGUUCAUUCAGCACAUACUUUCUUACCCUGUUCUGGAGGACCCCAUAAAUUUGGAAGCUGCGGAAAUGUUUUUGAAAAGGCCGCACAUCUACAGGGAGGUGGUUGAGCAAUGUGUGAAAGCCAGUCAAGCAUUAGAAAGAGAAGGUGCAACUGAUGCUAGCCCCAACCAUCCUUUGAGAAGUGACAGGUUUGUCUUGAAGAUCUCUUUUGAGGAGUAUCUGCAGGCAUGGACAAAAAUAGCCACCAGCAAAGAAGGACCUCGUAAUGACCCAAAUGAAUCACUGGAUAAACUGGUCAGCUUUGCACAGGUGUUUCCGUCCCACUGUGGAUCACCAACCCAAAAACUGAUUCCCUAUACCGAAGCCUGUCUUGAAACAAUCAAAAACGUAAUGUAUGGCCCACCACAAAAGCAUCAGAGGAAAAUGAGACAGAAAGAGGAUAAACUCAAACAGAUUCAGCAAAUGAGGAAGUUGUACCAGCUUCACAGCUUGAUGGAGCCCCAGCAGGAUUGCCCAGCAGCACCCCCAGCCACAGUGCAGGGUCCAGGCCAGCACGAGUACUGGGAGACUGAAGUGGACAGGCUGGUGGCGUGGACACACACCCUGUCUCUGGAGCAGCUGAAUGAAGAUCCCUGACCUACAGUGAUGUUGACACCUCCAAUGGCAUAGGCAGAGUAGUGUUAUGUCCACAGACCAGGCUUUGCCUCUAUGCAUUUCAUAUGGGAGGUGUGUGGUAACAGGUCACCUGGAUUAGGCAAGUCUCUCCAUACCUUUGCUAAAGGCUACUAAAAACAUUUGUUGAGUAAUUCAAGUAUUUCAUCAAGUAUUUCAUUUUGAUCAAAUGACACAGUUACAGUAUAAUUUAUUUUUCUCCAAUUUAUUAUCUUACUACUUAACUUCAAAGCAUAAAAGUGCAACGCGACUUCCCAAAAAGUUGGGACGCUUUGUAAAAGAAUGUUAGGAAUUACAAAUCAUGUCAACCCCUAUAUUUGACUGAGAAUAGUUCAAAGAGAAAUUUGAUGCCAGCAACACGUCUAAAAAAAGUUGUGACGGGCAUGUUUACCACUGUGUUGCUUCAUCUCUUUAUUCAACAACAUUCUCUAAAUGUUAAGGAACUGGGGAGACCAGUUGCUAGAGUUUUGAGAAUGAAACAUGUAUGUAAUGUAGGAUUUCAGCUGCACAGCAGUCUGGGGUCUUCUUAAUCAUGUGUGUCAUUCCAUGAUGCACAACAUUUGAUAGGUCUGGACUGCAGACAGGCUAUUUUAGCUCCUGGACUCUUCCUUUAUGAAGAAAUACUUAUGUUUAAAUAUGUGCAGAAUUAAUUUCGCCAUUGUUUUCCUGAAAUAUUCAAGGUUUUUCCUGAAAAGACAUGGUCUUGAUGACAGUAUGUGAUGCUCAAAACCUGUGCACAUCCUUCAGAAUACCCAUGCCAUAGACACAAAUGCACCUCCACACAGUCAUGGAUGCUGGGUUUCGAACUGAGCACUAUAAGAAGCUGGAUAAGUUGGAUAGUUGAAUAGUCCCUCUCUUCAUUAGCCCAGAUGAGUCUAUGAUUUCUGGAAAGAAUUGCAAAUUUUAGUUGGUCUAACCACAGGACCCUUUUCCACUUUACCUCAGUCCAUUUUAAAAGCUUAUGCUCGUUUAUCAUUUUCUGUAUCAGGUCUCAAAUAAAAUUUCUUCUUUGUAUGGUAGAGUUUACAUGUGAAUGGAAGAUUAAACUGUGCUCAUAGACAAUGGUUAUCAGAAGUUUUCCUGAGCCCAUACAAUGAUUUUCUUUACAAAAAGGUGUGGUUAUCCAGUGUCAUCUGAGGUCCAAAAGACCAUAGCCAUCCAAUAUUUAUUUCAGCCCUGUCCCUUUGUUUUAUAUAUU
This is a messenger RNA of Alosa sapidissima (American shad), 2379 nucleotides long. RefSeq names its product ubiquitin-conjugating enzyme E2 U-like. The record is from RefSeq and is a predicted model, not a curated record. The coding region runs from base 141 to 1145 and encodes 334 amino acids. The transcript is spliced from 10 exons. Lineage: Eukaryota; Metazoa; Chordata; Actinopteri; Clupeiformes; Clupeidae.